Lycium ferocissimum is the source of this 1538-nucleotide messenger RNA. Its product is annotated as putative F-box/LRR-repeat protein 23. Lineage: Eukaryota; Viridiplantae; Streptophyta; Magnoliopsida; Solanales; Solanaceae. The coding region runs from base 16 to 972 and encodes 318 amino acids. The transcript has 2 exons. The record is from RefSeq and is a predicted model, not a curated record. Gene Ontology annotation, molecular function: protein binding.
CAGAAGAAGAAAACAAUGAACAGAAAGGGUAAAGCAAAAGGUAAAGAAAAAAAGAAAAAGGCCUCAAUGGUGAAAAAACCACCAUGGUUAGAACUGCCAGAAGGUAUAUGGGCUAAUAUACUACACAGGCUUGGUGCUGUAGAUAUACUGGAAACUGCACAGAAAGUGUGCACUACUUGGAGGCGAAUAUGCAAGGAACCUUCAAUGUGGCGAGUCAUUAACAUAGGAGAUACUUGGGAACCCUCUGAUAUGCCUUACGACUUAGAAAAAAUGUGUAUUCAUGCUGUUGAUCGCAGCCAAGGUCAAGUUGUUGAUAUCAAUUUGGACUACUUUGCUAAUGAUGACUUGAUUUUGCGCAUAGCAAAGAGAUCAGGAAAACUGAAACGACUUAGUAUUGCAUGUUGCUAUGGUAUGGUAUGUGACGGCUUGGCCAAAGCAGUUAAAAAGCUCCCAUUGUUAGAAGAGUUGAGUCUGACACACACUGAUAUCACUACAGAGGGAAUUGAAGCUCUUGGACGCUCUUGCCCACGGUUAAAGUUGUUUGAAAUGAACGAAUGUUAUACGGGACAUUAUUUGGACUUAAAUGAUGAUUCUGAUGAAGAUGAUAAUUCUGAUAAAGAUGAUGAUCCUGAUGAAGGAGAUAUAAGAAAUAAUAUGGCUCUAGCUAUUGCUAAAAACCUGCCUGCUUUGCACCACCUUCAGCUCAUUGGGAACUGGAUGACAACUGAAGGCCUUGAGGCUAUUCUUGAUGGUUGUCCUAAUCUUGUAUCACUUGACCUGCGGCGGUGCUUGAAAGUUAGCUUCAACGAAGUUUUGAGUAGCAGAAUUUCUCAACAGAUUAAAGAUGUGAAGUACCCACAUGAUUCUCUGGCCGGUUGUAAAUUUUCGUUUGAGUCUCCGGGGAAUGCAGUCGACGAGUAUAACAUGUCUUCUGAUGAUAACAUGUAUGAUGAUUAUUACUUUGGUUUUUGAAAAGAUCUACUAGUGGUCAUGUUUCUAGCAUUAGCCUCAGUUAUGAAGUUGUGGGCUUCUUUUGGUUAUCAGAUUAUGAACAGUUCUUCAUGUGUUCACUGAUCGAUUUUUAUCAAGUGUACCAUUUUGCCUUAUUGGUAUGUCAUGGGUGAACUUCAACCUACCCAAGGAUACAAUGCUGAAAUAGUGUUUCACAAUUUCCUAUCGUCUCUAUUCAGUUUCCUGCCCAAAGCAGCAGUAAUUAUUCCAGGGUUCUAAUGUGUUCGCAUGGAGCUUUCCUUUUCUUUAAUUAUCAUAUACUCCUAAACCACUGAUUGUAACUUUUUGCAAAUCUAUUUUAGAGCCAAAAUAACUUGUGUGUAAAUCAAUCUUUGGGGAGAAGGCUGCUCACAGAAUUGAAGCAGCUGUUUUAGACACCUUACAUCGAGGAUUUCGUAGCAGGACAUGCGAGUUUUAUCUAUAUUAACUAAAUAGUUCACUAUACUGUCAGCAACAUUAUCUUUCCUAGGGAUUUAGCUGAUUUCUAAUUCUUGUUCAAUCAAAGGAAACUCAUUAAGAUCUUAAUG